AUGGGUACCCUACUCCCUGGCCGACGGCCACCCCGAAUGUCGAGAAGAGAGAUCACGUUAGCCGUGAAGAUGGAAAGAGAAGGUGCCGAGAUGAUGGAGCGGCGUGGAAUACCCUUGGAUUACGAUAUCAUGACCUAUGAUAAUCGCAGUGAAUCUUAUCGGUUGCCCAGGGAAGGCAAUCUUCAAGUCCGGCGUGCCCCAUACGAAGUGCGGCCUCCAGCUCACACAGGUGUACAAUAUUCGAUCAACGCCGAAGGAGUAUUUACUCUAUCAUUGAAUAAUGCCACACAGUUACCUGAGUAUGACUGGAACUCUUUCAAACUGGAUACGGACCACCAUAUGUGCCAGGCCUGCUGUGAUGUCUUCAACUACUAUUGUCGAUACAAGGAGGCUCGCUUAGAGCACUACCAAAAUCAGCCAAAAGAAAAACAGAAUGAAUUCGCUCUUCCCAAUGCAGUCGUGCAUCACUUCAACAUUUUCUCCUUGCUCGCAUGGGCCACAAUCGACAAGUGCUGGCUAUGCCAGACACUGCUCAAGAACAUCAGCUUCAAGUUUGGCCGCUCUUUGCAUGCCCAGAACUACGAGGACUUUCGCACACAGCUGUGCUGGUCUCAAGCAGUGAUUAUGGACCAAAAAGAGAUUUUGUAUUUCGUCAUGACUGAUCCGUCAAAACCAGUUGACAACUGGAACUUCUCACAUUUCUAUCGAAUGGAAGCGUGGUCAGUUGAUUCUCUUCCUCGUCACUACGACCCUGUACCUGGCAACGAUCUUAAUGGAAUCCCUCAGCUGUCAGAACUGAGUCUAAGGGAUUUCACUAGCACUGGCUCCCCGAACUCUCAAACAAUCGCCAAUUCAUGGCUUUCUCAAUGUAAAAACAACAAGGAUGGGAAGCAUCACGAGUGCAACAAGAGAGACAGUAACUAUAUCCCCACUCGACUUCUCGACAUCCGACAUGCGCAACAGAAGUCACUCUUGCGGCUAGUCUGUUCAGAUAUCACACCAGAACUUUUUGCAGAGGACCGCGAAUGGAUGACCCUGAGUCACUGUUGGGGGGAAUGGGGCGCCAGGGAAAACCCGAUUCUAGUCAAAAGUAACCUGAAAGAGAGACAGGAAACUGGAUUGAAGGUAGCCGAUCUUCCACAGACAUUCCAAGAUGCCAUCGAAAUAGCUGGCUGGUUCGGAAUCAAUUGGCUAUGGAUAGAUUGUCUGUGUAUCAUCCAAGACUCUCAAGAGGACUGGCUCCAUGAAGCUGGCAUGAUGUCUCAAAUCUACCAAAACGCACAACUCAACGCAUCAGCAGAUAUUGGCGCAGAUUCUCGUGCAGGCUGUUUUACCGAACGUGAUGAGACUGACAUCACACCUCUUCAGAUCAGCUCUCCGCAAAUCUCCAAGACGUGGAUGGUUCUACCAGAUGUCACGUACAUGUUCGACUGGAUGUCGCAAGCUACAUCUCUAUCUCGGGCGUGGAUACAUCGAGAACGACAGCUUGCGAGGCGCGUUCUACAUUUCACAGAAGGAGAGUUGGUUUGGGAAUGCUGCGGUACCAAGGGAACUUCAUUUGCAAGCGAGAUGCUUCCUGGUGGCGCACCCUUCGAGAAUGGCUUGUUCAACAUGGAUCACAAAUAUCAAAUUGGAAGGCUGCAACAGGGUUUGAUGGAAGGUGACGAGGAGACUUACGCCACUUGGAACGACGUGUGUGAAAACCUCUCAGAGAAGGAUCUGACAAAACCUUCGGACAUGCCCAUGGUACUUUCCGGCCUUGCGAAAGAUUUCGCCAAUGUCCUUCCAGGGGAUACAUACAUUGCGGGACUCUGGCGAUCAACGCUACCACACAGUCUCCUUUGGAAUACCACACGAUUCAAGGAGCCUGAAUUAGAGUUUAUCGCCCCCUCAUGGUCAUGGUUAUCAUCUGGUACUGGUGUAAAGCUCGCAAACCGAUCCAAUAUCGCCACAAAACAUCCAAUUGCCACAAUCCUGAAUAUCUUAUUCCCAGAUCCAGAAACGCCAGACUUUGACGUCAAAGUACUUGAGGACGAUGACGAUGAAACCGACUAUGAAACUUGGCGAGAGAUUGGGCCUUCCUGGGACGAGUUCUUUGGGGAAGCUUGUGUCCUGAGUCUUGACAGCGAGCUCGAAGAGCCAAUUCUUGACUGUUGGUGCCUGUUCGUCGCUUUUCAGCAGUGGUUUGACAGCAGCGCAAGCCGAGACCUCUCUUGUCUCCUACUACAAGAUGUCGAUGGUGCAGAAGAGACAUUCCGACGUAUCGGGACUAUAGUGUUCAAGCAUACACCUGCGUUGAAGAUGCGAUACUGGAUGACACAUGACCUGAAGGAAAGUAUGUGGAAGGAUAUAGAGAGGAUUAUCAGCAAUAGGCAGAACAAGCUCAGGCCAGAUCCCAAUCGGGCGGGAGAUUCGGAAGACGAUACGGAAAUUGAAGAUGAUGCAAAGAACGUCACCGCAGGUACUAUGGUAAGGGACGCUGGGAAACAACUCGAGGUUGUCGAUGCAUUGUAUCAGUUUGAUGAUAUCAUUGCCUCCAAGGAGCUUGACAAGCUCUUUGACAGACUUGAGCCUGUCAAACUAGUAAUUGUCUGA
Cadophora gregata is the source of this 2595-nucleotide messenger RNA. RefSeq lists its product as uncharacterized. The coding region runs from base 1 to 2595 and encodes 864 amino acids. NCBI's taxonomy places the organism in Eukaryota, Fungi, Ascomycota, Leotiomycetes, Helotiales, Ploettnerulaceae. The record is from RefSeq and is a predicted model, not a curated record. The transcript is spliced from 5 exons.